UUUUAUAAAAAAUAGAGAAAUCCAAUAAAAUUCAUUUUGACGCUUAUAAAUUAUUCGAAAAUAGGAAUAACAGGAGUAUCGAUUUUUCCGAAAUUCUAUAUCCUCCAUUCUUAAGGAAUGAACUGUUUAAUUUUUCCGAACGAGAUCAGAAUAGAAAACGAAUCUGAAUUGAUCCUACCUUUCAAACUAAUCCACGAGGUGUUCAAAUAUAAAUGGGUAGCGCCUCAUAUCUUUUGUUGGAUAUUCAAGGUCCCAAUCUAUUGCAGAAUAGAGCAAAUGGAGCCGCCUACUAAAUUAUACAACAUAAAAUUUUCACACGGAAUCUUCAAAUGGGAAAUUCAUAGAUCUCUAUCCGAUUUAAAAAUUUUGGAUUUCCGGUUGAGAAUAUUCAAAUACAAAAAGAAAUUAUUUUCAAGAGAUUACUCAGCUACCCUCAAAAGUCUUCCUACCAACAAAGACUCAAGUGAUGAACAAAUCGAAAUAUUGGAGGAAUAUAUGAAAACAAUCCUGUCAUGUGUCGAAUUGAGAAAUCAUAAGCAAACACUAAUGUUCUGCAAUGUUAGUUACAUCUCUUUCAACAAGGAAUACGGUUGCGAGAAAGGGAGAGAAGAAAUUUGUUAUAAAAGACCUGGUGGUUAUUAUGGAUUUAAGCUGAAACAUGGUUGUACUUAUUGGUUUCUAGGAUGGCAAAGAAGAUGGUUAGUAUUGAAGAAACCUUUCAUGGCUUACAUAAAUAUGAAAGACCAGAGGAUAGGAGGUGUAAUAUUGCUGGACAAUAAUUUGGACGUUGGAGUUUCCCCAAGGUCAAUGUAUAGAUUAGUAGCUAUAAAUAGAACUAGAAUUUUUAAGUUGAAAUUCCACGAGGAAAAAAGCUCUAAAGAAUGGUCAACGGAUAUUUGUCAAAUAUGCGAUAACAGUUAUUACCAAUCCUUUAAGAUUGAAAAAGAGCCAAUAAGUAAUGAAGACGUUAUUUGUACAAAUAAGGCGAAUGUCGAUAAAGGCAGCGAGAUCGAAAUGGAUAAAAUGGUGGGAAGUAGGCUGAGCUAUCGUUACAAUUCCUUCGCGUCAGAGAGAUUAGAUUGUUACGCUUACUGGUUCGUAGAUGGAUCACAAUACUUUUCAAGCUUAGCUGAUGCUCUGUACUCUGCUAGAAAAGAAAUUUACAUAUGUGAUUGGUGGUUGAGUCCUCAAUUGUAUUUAAAAAGACCUCUGCAUAAUGAUUGCAUCGAAUGGAGAUUAGAUACAAUCUUGAAAAAAAAAGCUGAGCAAGGUGUAAAGAUAUUCAUAUUGAUAUACAAAGAGCUCCCUUUCGCACUUGGAAUCAACAGUUAUUACACCAAACAAUUUGUAUCUAAUCUUCACCCUAAUAUAUACAUUCUGAGGCACCCAGACCAUCUAUUAUCCAAUGUUUUUGUAUGGUCUCAUCAUGAAAAAAUAGUUUGCAUAGAUCAAAGCAUAGCGUUUCUAGGUGGGUUGGACAUAUGUUAUGGUAGAUGGGAUGAUCAAGGUCAUAGAUUGACGGAUGUUGGUGUUAAAGAAAUAUCAUAUAAUUUUCAUGAGAGUGGGGAAUACGAUCCGCAUAGAUAUUCUAAAAUGUGGAAGGAUUAUGGUGGUAGAAUAAUACGCGGGAUACAGAGACCUACUCCUGCUCUUUACGAAUUGAUAAACGCCGCAACUAUACUAAAAGAUAGCAAAAUAAUACCGCCAUAUAGGGCCAACCUGACAGCCCACUGGAAUUUCUUGCAAAAUAUUUUGAACUUUACAAAAAAACGUUCUUAUAAAAAAUAUAUCAAAAACACCUACGAUAACCCAAUGGCAAAUGAAGAUCCCCAUCUUGAAUAUAAGAAUUAUAAUUACCAAGAUUUAAAUAAUAAUAAUAAUGUGAAUCAAGAGAGCCCAGAUAAAAAUGUUGGAAAUAAUUCGGAAGUCUUGGUUAAAGAAGAAAGGAUAUUAUUUGAUAACAAGGACAAAAUUAAAGAUUUAGAUCUUAUAGGAACGGGGAAAUAUUGGAUAGGAAAAGAUUACAGUAACUUCAUUUACAAAGAUUUUGCGCAGGUAGAUGAGCCCUUCACUGAGCUUAUUGAUAGGAACAAAAUUCCUAGGAUGCCAUGGCAUGAUAUAUCAGCUGUUCUAUACGGGAUUCCGGCCAGGGAUGUAAGCCGCCAUUUUAUAGAGAGGUGGAACCAAACUGUUGUUGAAAAAUUUAAAAAGGAUGAUAAUUUUCCUCUAUUGUUGCCGAAAAGCUAUGAUGGCUUGAGCAAUAUUCCAAAAAAUAUCACUGAUUCUAUGAUACAAUGCAGGGAAAUUCAGAUUUGUCGAAGUUUAACCACGUGGUCUGGUGGUAUAAAGUACACCGAGAGUUCGAUACUACAAGCUUACAUAUCCUUAAUUAAGGAAUCAAAAAGGUUUAUCUAUAUUGAGAACCAAUUUUUCGUAUCGAUACAUGAAAAUUCUAUGGUUAUGAAUGGGAUCGCGGAAGCACUUUAUCAGAGAAUAAUUUUGGCGUAUAGCAAUAAACAUGAAUUCAAGGUUUACAUAGUGAUGCCCCUACUUCCUGGUUUUGAAGGGCAAAUAGGUGAAAAGACUGGAACAUUUUUAAAAGCUGUUAUUUAUUGGACCAGCUCUUCCUUUUAUAUGGGCAGAAAAUCUUUGAUUCAACGAUUGAGGACUUCAAUUGAAAAUCCAUUUGAAUAUAUCAGUAUUUGCGGAUUGAGAAAAUACACAAAAUUAAAUGACAAACUGGUUACAGAAUUAAUUUACGUUCACAGUAAAUUACUUAUAGUGGAUGAUGAGUGUUGCAUUAUAGGUUCGGCUAAUAUAAAUGAUAGGAGUCUUUUAGGAGAUCGAGAUUCAGAGAUCGCAGCUAUUUUCAAGGAUAAUUCAAAAAAUAUGGAAAACAAGGAAAAGGGUACAUUUUGUUCGACCCUACGGAAAAAUAUCUUCAAGGAACAUUUUCUCGGAUCUAGGAUGAGCCUGAACAAUAAAAAUAACUCCGAUGUGCAGGAAAAAGAUUUUGAGGAUCCUAGCAAAGAUCAUUUCUUCCAUUUGUGGAACACCAGGGCUAAAAGUAACGCAGUGGCAUAUAACGAGAUAUUUAGGUGUAUACCUACCAACGACACCACAACUCUGAAUUCCUUAGCGGAAUAUCAAAAAAUAGCUCCAUUAUCUCAGACAAAUCCAGAUGCUGCUCUAAAAAAGUUAAGGUCCAGGAUCAAAGGCAGAUUAGUUGAAUUUCCAUUACACUUUUUGAUCGAUGAAGGAGAAAACCUUUUGACGUUUCCGGAAAGUCAUAUAAGAUUACCUAUGGGGAAAAAAUCCAAGAUAUUAAAGAUAUACACAUAAUUGAUUAUUAAAGGCUAUACAUAGCUUGAGGUCCCAUCUAUUCCUAUUAUAUUUUGUGAUAAUCCUGCUAUUGGAAUUAUUAGUUAUGAUGGAAAAUGAAUCAAACAUUUGCUUUAAAUUACGGCCACUCAAAAUUUUAAAUAUUUUUUAGGUUUUAUAACUUAUUCAUAGUAUGUAUCCAUAUA
Gordionus sp. m RMFG-2023 is the source of this 3527-nucleotide messenger RNA. Its product is annotated as phospholipase D2-like. Gene Ontology annotation, cellular component: intracellular membrane-bounded organelle. Gene Ontology annotation, molecular function: D-type glycerophospholipase activity; phosphatidylinositol binding. The record is from RefSeq and is a predicted model, not a curated record. Gene Ontology annotation, biological process: intracellular signal transduction; regulation of vesicle-mediated transport; phospholipid catabolic process. NCBI's taxonomy places the organism in Eukaryota, Metazoa, Nematomorpha, Gordioida, Chordodea, Parachordodidae. Bases 118 to 3342 code for a protein of 1074 amino acids. The transcript is spliced from 25 exons.